This is a messenger RNA of Pseudozyma hubeiensis SY62, 4203 nucleotides long. RefSeq lists its product as hypothetical. Bases 1 to 4203 code for a protein of 1400 amino acids. Gene Ontology annotation, molecular function: DNA-directed RNA polymerase activity; DNA binding. The record is from RefSeq and is a predicted model, not a curated record. Lineage: Eukaryota; Fungi; Basidiomycota; Ustilaginomycetes; Ustilaginales; Ustilaginaceae. Gene Ontology annotation, biological process: DNA-templated transcription. The transcript has a single exon.
AUGAAGCAGCUCGUAUCCCAAGAUGCGCCGAAGAAGAUCAAGCACAUCCAGUUUGGUGUGCUGUCCAAGCAGGACAUCGUCAACAUGUCCGAAAUCGAGGUCACCACUCGAGACCUCUACACUAUCGGCGAAUCCGAACGCAGACCCGUUGCAAACGGUACCCUCGAUCGGCGCCUGGGUGUCUCGGAUAAGAACUCUCUCUGCGAGACUUGCCACCUCAAAAUGGCAGACUGCGUAGGCCAUUACGGCUACAUCAAGCUCGUGCUUCCCGUGUUCCACGUCGGCUUCUUCAAGCAUACCGUCGCUAUCCUUCAAAGCAUAUGCAAGAACUGCGCCACCGUCCUGCUCGAAGAACCUGAUCGCCGAAAGUUUCUCAAACGAUUCAGAAGACCGAACCUCGAGAAUCUCGAUCGCACCAGGACGUUUAAGUCUGUCAACACCAUCGCCCGAAAGGUGCUCUAUUGCCCGAAAUGCGGCUACACCAAUGGCACCGUCAAGAAGCAAGGCCAGCUCAAGAUCGUCCAUGAAAAGUUCCGCGCGAAGAAGACGGCAGCAGAGCACGACGAAUUCAAGGCGUCCUUCUCCACCAACAUCAAGAUGGGCAACGGCGACAUCUCACCACAUCUCAACAAAGCACAGGAGGAUCUCAAUCCGCUCAAGGCGCUCGACCUCUUCAAACGCAUCUCGGACGAGGAUUGCGAACUGCUCGGAUUGCGGCCGGAAUUCGGUCGCCCCGAGGAGUACAUCUGGCAGUAUAUCUGCGUCCCACCAGUCUGCAUCCGUCCCUCGGUCGCGCAGGACGGCGCAACCAACGAGGACGAUGUCACCAUCAAGCUCACAGAGAUCAUCUUCACCAACAGCCUGCUCAAGUUGGCUCUUGUCAAGGGCGGCAAAGGAACCACAACCAGUCAGCUCGUACAGCAGUGGGAAUUCCUGCAGCUCACCGUAGCCCUCUACAUCAACUCGGAGCUGCCGGGCGUUCCCAUCCAACCCGGUCAAAAGCCAAGCCGCGGCUUCUGCCAGCGUCUCAAGGGCAAACAGGGUCGAUUCCGAGGCAACUUGUCCGGCAAGCGUGUCGACUUUUCCGGACGAACUGUCAUUGGUCCCGACCCUAACCUCAAGAUCGACGAAGUUGCGGUACCACAGAGGGUGGCCAAGGUUCUCACCUAUCCGGAGCGAGUCUUUGAGCACAACAUCGAGCAGUUGCGGCAGGCCGUUCGCAACGGUACCGAUGUGCAUCCAGGCGCCAAUUACCUCAUGGACGGCAAGACUGGCUUCAAGCGUUUCCUCAAGUUCCCAGGCAUGCGCGAGGAGCUCGCCGAAAAGUUGCGCGUCGGCGAUAUUGUAGAGCGUCACAUCCGUGAUGGAGAUAUCGUUCUUUUCAACAGGCAGCCUUCGCUCCACAAGCUUUCCAUCAUGUCCCACAGAGCCAAGAUUCGACCGUGGCGCACCUUCCGUCUCAACGAAUGCGCCUGCAACCCUUACAAUGCCGAUUUCGACGGAGACGAGAUGAACAUGCACGUUCCACAGACCGAGGAGGCCAGAACCGAGGCCACAGUUCUAAUGGGCGUCAAGCACAACUUGGUAACCCCGCGAAAUGGAGAGCCCAUCAUCGCCGCCAUUCAGGAUUUCAUCACCGCUUCCUACCUCAUCUCUAAGCGGGAUCGAUUCUUCAACCGAGCCCAAUUCUCGCAGAUCUGCAGCUACUUUGCCGAUGCCGAGCUUCAGAUAGACAUCCCUCCACCGGCAAUAAUGAAGCCCGUUCGCCUUUGGACGGGCAAGCAGGUGAUGUCGUGUCUAAUCCGACCCAACCGCAAGAGUCCACAUCUCGUCAACCUCGAGGCGCAAUGCCGAACAUUCGAAAAGCCUACAGGCGGUCACCCGAAGGAUAUGUCGCCUAACGAUGGCUGGCUCGUCAUCGUCAACAGUGAAGUCAUGUGCGGUGUCUUUGACAAGUCGACCGUCGGUGACGGCAAGAAGAACUCGGUCUUUGGUGUCAUGCUGCGUGACUACGGGCCCGAUGCGGCCAUCACUGCGAUGAACCGGCUUGCAAAAACGUGCGCUCGAUGGCUCACCAACCAGGGCUUCUCGCUCGGCAUCAACGACGUCAUCCCGGGCCCAAACCUGCGCACCAACAAGGAUGCAAAGGUCGAAGCCGCCUAUGCCGAGUGUCUCGACCUGAUCGAGAAGGCAAAGCACGGCAAGCUCGAGAAUCUACCAGGUUGCGACCAGGAGCAGACGCUGGAGAACAUGAUCUCCGGUGUGCUCUCAGGUGUUCGUAGCGACGUCGGUGAGAUCUGCAUGACGGAGCUCAGUCGUCACAACGCACCGCUGGUCAUGGCUGUCUGUGGUUCCAAAGGCUCCAAGAUCAAUGUGGCUCAGAUGGUGGCGUGUGUAGGUCAGCAAAUCAUCGGUGGUUCCCGUGUGCCUAACGGCUUCCAGGACCGAUCGCUGCCACACUUUGCCAAAAAGUCCAAGGACCCACCCUCCAAGGGUUUCGUGCGCAACUCGUUCUUCAGCGGUCUCACCCCUACCGAGUUCCUCUUCCACGCCAUCUCGGGUCGUGAGGGUCUGGUUGACACUGCGGUCAAGACGGCAGAGACGGGAUACAUGCAGCGUCGUCUCAUGAAGGCGCUCGAGGAUCUCUCUACGCACUACGAUCUCAGUGUUCGCAACUCGGUGGGCGGUGUCGUGCAAUUUAUCUACGGAGACGAUGGUCUCGACCCAGCCGAGCUCGAGGGCAAUGCCAUGCCGAUCGAGCCAUUCCGAUUGUGGCGCCACUGCUUGGCCAUCACGCACCACGUUGCUGGACGCGGUCUCUACCCCUACGAGAUCAUGGAGGUCGUGAAUCGCGAGCUAAGCAGCGAUCGCUUUGUCAACACGUGCACCCAGAAGUACCGCGACUCAGUGCACGAGUUUCUCUACGGAAACGUGUACCAGCGUGCGGUCAAGGUGCGCGAAGCGUUCGGCAUGUACGGUGCCGAAGCGCGCGAGGAGCACUGGGACGAAGAGACCGAUCUCUCGAUCGGCGCGGAUCGCGACCAGUGGGCUAUUGUCAACAACAAGACCAAGAUCAAGGAGGCGGCCAUCCUUGCGUUCCUCGACCAGUGCUACAUCAAGUACAUGAAGGCCAAGAUCGAGCCGGGCUCUGCAGUGGGUGCCGUCGGAGCGCAAUCGAUCGGCGAGCCGGGAACGCAGAUGACGCUUAAGACCUUCCAUUUCGCCGGUGUCGCCUCGAUGAACGUGACGCUCGGUGUGCCGCGUAUCAAGGAAAUCAUCAAUGCAGCCAAAUCAAUCAACACGCCGAUCAUCGAAGCCAAACUCGUGUCCGAGAAAUCCGAACGCGCUGCACGAAUUGUCAAGGGCCGCAUCGAGAAGACCUACCUGGGCGAUAUUGCAUCGGUGAUCGAAGAAGCUUGGGCGGCGCAGUACACCUACUUGGGCGUGCACAUUGACAUGGAGGCAAUUCAGAAGCUGCAGCUCGAGAUCACGCUCAACGACAUCAAAUGGGCGAUUGUCAAUGCGCCUAAGCUCAAGAUCAAAGAGGAGCGCGUCAUGGUGGUACCCAAGAAGAACCGCAUCCGCAUCUACGUGCCACCAGAGGGACCUGACAAGGAGAGCGAUGUGUACUACAACCUCAAAGCGCUCAAGCGAGCCCUCCCCUCGAUCGUUGUCAAGGGAAUCCCUCAGGCCACGCGUGCGGUCAUCUCGGACGAAAAGGGCACGCGCAAGCUGCUCGUCGAAGGGUACGGCCUGCUCAAAGUCAUGACCACCGAAGGAGUCAUCGGCACGCAGACGCACACCAACCACGUGAUGGAGAUGCAGUCGGUGCUGGGAAUCGAAGCGGCGCGCACAUCCGUGUACCGCGAGAUCGAACACACCAUGUCCGCGCACGGCAUGAGCAUCGAUCCGCGCCACAUCAUGCUGUUGGCGGACACGAUGACGUACAAGGGCGAGGUGCUGGGUAUUACGCGGUUCGGCGUAGCCAAGAUGAAGGACAGCGUGUUGAUGCUGGCGAGUUUCGAAAAGACGACGGAUCACCUGUUUGAUGCGGCGCUGUUUGGUAAGAAGGACGAGGUGCUGGGUGUGAGUGAGAGCAUCAUCAUGGGUAAUCCUGCGCAGACGGUGGGUACGGGCAUGCCAGCGCUGGUGGUGCCGGCGCCUGCAUUGCCGCCUCGUCGAGCAUUGCUUUUCGAUCGUUAG